UUCCUUCAAGUCACAACUUGAAGGGAAACUUUAUCCGUCUAAAUCGAUGUUGAGAAACGAAGACAGAAAGAGCGGGGGACGGGGCUUUCCUCUGAAAUCAAUAUGAUGCACAGUCGUCUUUCAGGAUUUUAAAACGUUUUCUUCUUCAGUGAUGUGACUUGAUCUCUCCGAUUAGGACUAUGAGCGCCAACGACAUCUUUGAGAUGGACUCCGUGACAGAGACAGAGGAGAUGGAGGGUGAAGUUGAAGAGGGCAUGAUAGACGAAGGAUUAGUUUACCCUGAGGAGUUUUUACCAACAUAUCACAGUAUUAAAGAAGGAACAAUAGUUGCCAAAGCACAACAGGCAGAGUUUAACGACAAGCCUGACUCCUUGUUCUUUAAUGACGGCGUCCGGAGGAUCGACUUCAUCCUGGUCUACGAGGAUGAGGAGAAGAAGGAAUUUGAGAAGAGGCACCAGAGUCAGAGACGCAAGAGACGGCGAGAGUACUUUGAAGCCAGCCUGAUGAAGAUGGGAAUGGAGCUGGAGGCGACAAAAUCAGUAAUAGAUGAUAAAGUGAUAUUUGUCAAAAUCCAUAUGCCGUGGGAUGUGCUGUGCACCUACGCCGAAGUCCUGCACAUCAAGCUUCCCAUCCAGCCCAACGACCUCGCCUGCCAGCCCUCCCCAUGGUGCUUUUUCUCCUUCAUCACAAAAUACUUCUACCCCAGUGAGAAGCUGAUUACCAAGGAGACCGAGUACUUCACCGCCCCCUUUGAGAAAGACCGGCUGGAGUAUUUCCACGUGAGGGACAAAGACUUGUUCUUCACUCCGUCCAUGAGGAGCAGGAUGGCUUAUUACAUCCUGAGUCGUGCUCCCUAUGAAAUACGAGGCAGCCUAAAGAAGUUUGGCAUCACCAAGCUGCUGGAUGGUGGAGUGUACAAAGCUGCCUAUCCACUCCAUGACUGCAGGUUCAACGUCAAGUCCAAAGAGGAGGGCUGCCCCAAUGAGCGAUAUCUGCUCUAUGAAGAAUGGGCUCAUCCCAAAAGCUUUUACAAGAUGCAACCACUCGACCUCAUAAGGAAGUAUUACGGGGAGAAGAUUGGCAUUUACUUUGCCUGGUUGGGUUUCUACACAAUCAUGCUCGCUAUUGCUGCUGUCGUUGGACUUAGCUGCUUCAUUUACGGAUACAAGACUCAAGAAACCAGCACGUGGAGCAAAGAGGUGUGUGACCCUGAAAUUGGAGGAAGAAUCAUGAUGUGUCCACAGUGUGACAGAGAAUGCAAAUACUGGAGGUUGAACAUCACCUGUGAAGCCUCAAAAAGACUUUGUAUAUUUGAUAACUUUGGAACACUGGUGUUUGCAGUUUUCAUGUCAAUCUGGGUGACUUUGUUCCUGGAGUUUUGGAAGCGCUACCAGGCGGAGCUGGAGUACGAGUGGGACACUGUGGAGUUUCUGGAACAGGAAGAGCCAGCCCGGCCAGAAUAUGAAGCCAAGUGUAUCUAUGAGCGAAAAAAUCCUGUCACUGGGGUAAAAGAAAAAGUGCCUUACACAGCCUGUGGACGAUGUGUUCGGGUGUCAAUAGGAAUCGGGACUGUCUUAUUCUGGAUUCUGUUGAUCCUGGCGUCCAUUGUGGCCAUUACUGUCUACCGCCUCGCCGCCUUUUUUGCCUUCUCCACCAGACUCAGAGCUCAGGACCUGAAGGAGCUGGAGCCCUUAAAGGAGUAUGUGACUCCUCAGAUGGCCACUGCCGUCACGGCUUCCCUCAUCAGCUUUGUUGUCAUCAUGAUUCUUAACAUUCUCUAUGAGCGUGUCGCCAUCUGGAUCACAGACUUUGAGCUUCCCAGGACUAAGACAGACUACGAGAACAGCUUGACUCUGAAGAUGUUCCUCUUUCAGUUCGUCAACUAUUACUCCUCCUGUUUCUACAUUGCCUUUGCCAAAGGGAAAGCGGUUGGCUAUCCUGGACAGCCUGUCUAUCUUUUGGGAAGAUACCGGAACGAGGAGUGUGAUCCUGGUGGUUGUCUCAUUGAGCUGACAACACAGCUCUCGAUCAUCAUGGGUGGAAAAGCCAUCUGGAACAACAUCCAAGAGGUCUUGCUACCCUGGUUGAAGAAUCUGAUAUCCCGUUACUGCACCCGUGUGGAUCCAGAGAAGGUGAUCCCUCGCUGGGAGCAAGACUAUCAGCUUCAGUCCAUUUCAAAGCUUGGACUCUUCUAUGAAUAUCUUGAGAUGGUUAUUCAGUUUGGCUUUGUGACCCUGUUCGUGGCCUCCUUCCCUCUGGCUCCAGUCCUGGCUCUGGUCAACAACUUGUUUGAGAUCCGGGUUGAUGCUUGGAAAAUUACCACUCAAUUCCGCCGCGUCGUGCCAGAGAAAGCCCAGGAUAUCGGCGCCUGGCAGCCCAUUCUUCAAGGCAUUGCUAUACUUGCUGUUGCAACAAAUGCCAUGAUCAUCGCUUUUACAUCAGACAUGAUCCCACGCUUGGUCUACUACUGGUCUUUCUCUGUGUACCCGUACCAAGAGCAUGGGAAUCACACAAUGGCGGGCUACAUCAACACAUCACUGUCUAUAUUCAACAUCAAAGAUUUCUCAAACUAUAGCAGGCCACUGAGCACUCCUUACAACAUCACAACAUGCAGAUAUCGAGAUUUCCGGUAUCCUCCUGGGCAUCCCAGAGAGUAUGAGUUCACUGUCUACUACUGGCAUGUGAUCGCUGCCAAAAUGGCUUUUAUAAUUGUUGUGGAGCACAUUGUUUACCUUACGAAGUUCAUCCUGUCCUAUAUGAUCCCGGAUGUCCCGUACACUGUCAAAGAGCAGAUCAGACGGGAGAAAUACUUGACUCAGAUGAUCCUCCACGAGACCAACCUGAAGCUGGUGAGCAAACGUUUGAAACCCGCCAAUGACGAGAGUGUGAACGACACAGAGAUGGUGGAGGUGAAGGACGAGCUGGAACUUUCUUUGGAUUUCUGACAGUAGACACACGAUGGACGGAUGGAAGAUGGGAUACAGAACGGAUACUCAUCUGUAAAUACAUGACUAUCCAGUGUUCAACAGGAUGUAAUCACAUCUUUAGUAUUGACCAACACCUUAAGAACUGGAAACUAUUAUGUAUUUGUUGCAGAAAAUGUUCACCAAAAAGUGAAAACGAAGACAUCUGAAGCUUCUUACAGGGCUGUUGGAAACCGAAAGGGGGAACCACCGUUAUACUUUAAAUUCUGGACUUUGUCAAAAGCAUAUUAAAGCAAAUGAACAGUGCAUCUGUCCUCUUCCGCAGCUUUGAAUGUUUUUUUUCCCCAGUGAAACUAGACGAUCUUCCUUUUUGCAGUCUGGUUUCGAUAUUGGAGAAAAACAGAAGCAGGGGUGUAAAUCAGACUGAAUGGCACAAACUGUUUCUGGAAUAUGUAUGAAAAACAACAGAAAAUUCCGAAUACAGUGUCCUUUUGCUUCUUUUUUUCAAGUGUUAAACUCAUUAUAUGGUCUUUACCAUCUGAUGGAAAUACACGGUCAUUAUUACAGAGACUGGUCAGUUAAUGUAAUGAAAUGUAGGCCCUUUAUAAGAGCUUGAUGUUUAGCUAAAAGCUAAAAAAGGAAUUUUGUGUCGUCAUAAGCUUAUAUUUUUUCCUGAUAGAUACUUUGUGCCAAACCACCACCAUUACACUGUCUUAAGUUGCCCAUUGCCCAUCAUUCUAGUUGCAAACUAGUGCCAUUGCUUCAUUGAUUGCCAUAAACUAAUGCUCUUAUGAAGUGUCAGUAUUAUCAAAUACAUUAUUGCAACACUUUUUAAUGCAAGGAGGGCAAUCAAGAGUUUUUGUGUGUUCUUCCAUGUCUGUUACCAAAGAGUUGUAGCGAUCUACUGCAACACAAGUGAGUUGUCAAAGACAUUGCCUUAAAAAUGGAGCUUAAGCCAUGUUUACAAGUUUACAGACUCAUAAAACUGAAAGCUUCUACAGUUGUGUAGUUUAGUUUAGCUGUUACUUUGAAUGAAAUGUUUUAUCCCUGUGAAGAGGUUCAGCUGAGGAUGUAUCCUCAGUGUGUGAUUCCUUUGCCUGUAUAUAGACAAUGCCAUCCUGUGCCUCGACCUUUGCACAGCUUUGUGACUGCAUGUAAAGCCCUGUGAUUAUUGAGUCUUUCCUGUGUCAAUGCUGAAAUCAAUACCUCUGCUGUAUUUUUGCCUAACAAUGGUACCAUAACCGCCAUGUAUGUAAACAGCAUUAUAUACUAGCAGUAUCUGACCAUGUUUCUGUCUUGUCUUUUCAAUAUUAAGAAUUGAAUUAAAUUGUUUUA
Cheilinus undulatus (humphead wrasse) is the source of this 4259-nucleotide messenger RNA. It is a transcript of the gene ano6, whose product is annotated as anoctamin 6. Gene Ontology annotation, cellular component: plasma membrane. Gene Ontology annotation, biological process: chloride transmembrane transport; calcium activated phosphatidylcholine scrambling; calcium activated phosphatidylserine scrambling. The coding region runs from base 180 to 2945 and encodes 921 amino acids. The record is from RefSeq and is a predicted model, not a curated record. The transcript has 20 exons. Lineage: Eukaryota; Metazoa; Chordata; Actinopteri; Labriformes; Labridae. Gene Ontology annotation, molecular function: chloride channel activity; protein dimerization activity.